Messenger RNA from Cinara cedri, 221 nucleotides. NCBI's taxonomy places the organism in Eukaryota, Metazoa, Arthropoda, Insecta, Hemiptera, Aphididae. The record is from the annotation of a GenBank genome assembly.
AUGCCAUCAAAUGAUGAACUAGAAACAGUGCAAUUAAAAUUUGAUUCUCUUCAAGGUAAGGAUUUAAAAAACUAUAUGAAAUAUCUGAUAAUAUGUCAUUCAAAUUUAUUGUAGAGUUUAAUAAUUGGAAAGAGAAGGAGGAAUUGGCUACUUCUACACGUUAUGUCAAACACAGAGGUUCAAAAACCGAUAUGGACAAAACCAUUACAACAAAAUAUUAA